Messenger RNA from Sporothrix brasiliensis 5110, 3231 nucleotides. Its product is annotated as RNA interference and protein silencing protein (Qde2). Gene Ontology annotation, molecular function: RNA binding; protein binding. The coding region runs from base 1 to 3231 and encodes 1076 amino acids. The record is from RefSeq and is a predicted model, not a curated record. NCBI's taxonomy places the organism in Eukaryota, Fungi, Ascomycota, Sordariomycetes, Ophiostomatales, Ophiostomataceae. The transcript has a single exon.
AUGUCGGGCCGUGGACAAGGAUAUCGAGGCAGCCGUGGAGGAGGCGGCCGCGGCGGUGGCGAGAGCCUUGCAUACCGACCGCGCGGUGGGCAUGGUGGAUAUGGGGACGGCCGGGGUGGAGGUGGAGGACGCGGUGGUAGGGGCGACUUUCGAGGCGGCCGUGGCGGAGGCGGCGGAGGAGGCAGCAGAGGCGGUGGCCCUGUCAGUGUCGUGACAGGCGCCCCGGCGCCUGAUGCUGCCGUCACCAAUUUGGAGAACGCCAUUGUCAAGGCCAAGCCGGCGAGCGGCGGCAAACUCGAUGCGUCCCGCCCCUUUCCGAUGCGGCCUGGCUACGGCACCAAGGGUCACCCCGUGACACUGUGGGCCAACUACGUCGUGUUGACGGCAGCGGCCAAGCCCGAGCUUGUGCUGUACCGCUACGACGUGUCGGUGACGCCGGCUGUGACGGGUAAGAAGCGGGCCCAGGUGCUGCGCAUCUUCCUGGAGGACACGCCGGAACUGGCCGGCCACAGGGGUGACGUGGUAAUGGAUUUCAAGUCGACACUCGUCUCGCGCGUGCGUCUUCCGAUGGACGAGACCGAUUCGCUCACAAGCACCAUCGCCUACCGUCUCGAGGGCGAGGACGCCAUCGAAGACGACGGCGGGUCUGGGCUGCCGGCGACGCGCAGGGAGUUUGUCGUGCAGCUCCGGUACACAAAUGCCCUGCCCGUGGCCGACUUGCUGGCCCACCUGUCGUCCACGUCGUCCUCGACUGCCGCGGCCACCGACGCCACGACGGCCUACACAGAUGCGCUGCCCACGCUGCAGGCGCUCAACAUCUUCUUCCACCACCAUGCCAAGACGUCGCGCGAUCUGGUGGCGGUCGGCGCUGCCAAGACGUUUUCCGUGCAGUCGGACAGCAACGCAUGGGAUCUCGGCAGCGGGCUGACGGCACUGCGCGGCGUCUUUGCCAGCGUGCGCAUGGCCACGGCCCGGCUGCUGGUCAAUGUCAACGUCACCAACGGCGCAUUCUACCAGGCCGGCCCACUCGACCAGCUGAUCCUGGCGCGGACGGGCGGUGCGGGCGUGACUAUGGGCACGGUGCGCCGCCUCGAGACCUUCCUCAAGCGACUGCGCGUGCGCACGACGCAUCUCAGGGACAAGACGAACCGCAAGGGCGAGGUCAUUCCGCGGAUCAAGACCGUCUUUGGCCUGGCGACGACCAACGACGGCCAUGGCCAAGAGCACCCGCCCAGAGUGGCUCGAUUUGGUGCUGGGCCCAGGGACGUGCAGUUCUGGCUGGACGGACCGGUGGGUGGAAGUGGAAGUGGAAGCGAACCCAAGGCACAGGCACCGCCACAGAAGGGAAAAGGCAUGGGCAAGGCCAAGGACAAGGGCAAGGCGUUGGGUGCGCCUCAGCCCGCCCCCCCUGCCACCGGAGGGCGCUACAUUUCCGUGUAUGACUUUUUCGUGCAAACAUACAACCGCCACCUCGCCAGCCCUAGCCUGCCCGUGGUCAACGCCGGCACCCGCGAGCAUCCCACCUACCUGCCGGCCGAAGUCUGUGUCGUACUGGCUGGCCAGCCGGCGCAUGCCAAGCUCGACCCCAGCCAGACCCAGCAGCUGAUCCGCUUUGCCGUCCGUCGGCCGCAGGAGAACCAAGCCUUUGUUGCGGGCGAAGGGCUGGUGAUGGCCGGCCUCUCGUCGUCGACCAACGCGCGCCUCGGGCCGUUUGGUCUCGACGCGGCCGCACGCCUCAUCACGGUCCCCGGCCGCGUUCUGGCCAGCCCGCGCGUCGGCUAUGGCCAGAACAAGUUUGCCAGCGUCUUCAACGGCAGCUGGAACAUGGUGCCCCGCGACGCCCAGCCGCUCAAGUUCUCGGCAGCUGGCUCCCUCCGAAAUUGGUCGUGCCUCUACAUCGAGCUGCCCGACGCCCACUCGCGUGCCCAGACGUUUGCACCGCCCGAAUUGGCGCGCACGCUUGCCCAGUUCCACAAGGUCAUACUGGAUUCGGGCGUCACAGCCGCCCCACCGCUGGAGGCCAAAAUGUUGAGGUUGCGUGGCGACGGCCUCGACGACCCCCAGUUGCCCGAGAUGCUGUCCCGUGCCAGCGAGAAACUCCAGUUGCUGCUGGUCGUGCUGCCCGCCUCGCCCAUCCCGCUGUACAACCGCAUCAAGCAGCUCGGCGACGUCCGCUACGGCAUCCACACCGUCUGCGUCGUCGGCAGCAAGCUGGCCAAGACCCAGGGCCAAGACCAGUACAUGCGCAACGUCGCGCUCAAGUGCAACCUCAAGGCCGGCGGGCGCAACCAGGUGGUCGAGCCCACCCGCCUCGGGCUGCUCGCAGAAGGCAAGACCAUGGUCGUCGGCAUCGACGUCACGCACCCGUCGCCGGGCUCCUCGUCGCGCGCGCCCAGCGUCGCCGGCAUGGUCGCCAAUGCCGAUGGCGGCGCGCUGGGGCAGUGGCCCGGCGUGCUGCGUGUGCAGACCGAGGCGCGGCAGGAGAUGGUCGCCCACCUGCACGAGAUGCUCGUGUCGCGGCUGCGGCUGUGGCAGACAAGGCAGAGGGCGCUGCCCCAGAACAUCCUGAUCUACCGCGACGGCGUCUCCGAGGGGCAGUAUCCGCUCGUCGUCGCCGAGGAGCUGCCGCGCCUGCGUGCUGCGUGUCGCGACGUCUACCCCGCCGCCGACCAGGCCAAGGGUCUGCCCAAGAUGACGCUGGUGGUCGUCGGCAAGCGCCACCACACGCGCUUCUAUCCCACCACGGCCGCCGACGCCGACGACCGCACCGGCAACACCAAGCCCGGCACUAUCGUUGACCGCGGCGUCACCGAGGCGCGGUCGUGGGACUUCUUCCUGCAGGCCCAUGCCGCGCUCCAAGGCACGGUGCGGCCGGGCCACUACGUUGUCUUGCUCGACGAGAUCUUCCGCCCCAGGUACGAGCCCACCGGCAAAUCCGCACCUGCGCCCGCACCCGGUGCCGUGGGCGUCGCCGACCGCCUCGAGGACAUCACCCAGAGCAUGUGCUACGUCUUUGGCCGCGCCACCAAAUCCGUCAGCCUCUGCACGCCCGCCUACUACGCCGACAUUCUGUGCGAACGUGCCCGCUGCUACUUGUCGAGCGUCUUUGACGAGUCGACGGAGGCAUCGACUGUGGCGUCUCAGGCUGGAGGAGGAGGAGGAGGAGGACUACCAUUGGACCAGGACGUUCUGAUCCACCCGAGACUGCGGGACAGUAUGUUUUACAUUUAG